This is a messenger RNA of Schistocerca gregaria, 866 nucleotides long. RefSeq names its product snurportin-1-like. Gene Ontology annotation, cellular component: nucleus; cytoplasm. The coding region runs from base 33 to 743 and encodes 236 amino acids. NCBI's taxonomy places the organism in Eukaryota, Metazoa, Arthropoda, Insecta, Orthoptera, Acrididae. Gene Ontology annotation, biological process: snRNA import into nucleus. The transcript has a single exon. The record is from RefSeq and is a predicted model, not a curated record.
AUGGCCAACCUUCUGCGGGAACGGCAGAAGGAAUGGAUAUUGAGAUGCGUAUAGAUAUGGGUGUCCGUGGCGAAGAUGGUACUGGAAUAGAUUUGUUGAAAUUACAAGAAGUAUCUGCUCAAAAGUUGUACCGAAACGCAUUGAUGUUGCCUGAAUAUUUGAGCGAAAUUCCUGUCGAUUUCGCAGAGAACUGGAUAUGCGUCCCAUUACCCAUUGGCAGGAGGUGCACGAUCGUUUCGAGGUGCGGAAUAACGGAAGCAAGGGACAUCAACGGGGAAUUGUUAGAGUCAUUCGAAAGUUCAUUGCCAAAUGGCUCGCCUUGCAUGGAUAAUCCUAGCAGAUACUUUUGUCUCUUAGACUGCAUUCAGUGCAAUGCAGCGCGCGAUUCUGCGGAGUAUGAAGAACCGACCGUGUACUAUUACGUGCUCGACAUGAUGGUCUGGAAUGGAAUUUUUUUUUACAAUUGCAGCACAGAAAGUCGAUUCUGGCUACGUGACUCGAAGUUGGAAGAACUGGGGGAAACUCUAGAAACGCGGGCGUGCGGAAGAAGGUUCGCCAACCUACCCAGUUUCAGGUGCAACCGAAAAGGAGUCUCCGAGGCGAUAAAUGCGGACGUCGGGUGCCCUCUGAGAGGUGUUUUGUUUUACCACGCCGAAGUCGAAUACUGGCCAUACGAAACGCCAUUCAUGUGUGGACUGCCAAUCGAUAAAGCGAGAGAGCUCAUGUGCUCGUUGCCGACGUGAGAGAGGCAAUGCGCGCGCGAGAGCUUUCGGACAAACGCGCGAGAAGGAAGAAAGUUUCCUUCGUCGACCUUCUUCCCCGUUCUCUUUUCGAACAAAAUCGAACUUGUGUGCGACAAGGGGGAG